Messenger RNA from Peronospora farinosa, 849 nucleotides. Lineage: Eukaryota; Oomycota; Peronosporomycetes; Peronosporales; Peronosporaceae. The record is from the annotation of a GenBank genome assembly.
AUGGCUGUCAAGUCCAACAUAGCACAGUUUGCCUACGCAAAGGCACUGAUUGUUUUUGCGCUGGCCGCGUGGUUAGCUGCAAGCGGGACUGCCGCCGAAUCGAGACCUGAGGAUGCCAGACACAGCUCUCAAGCUUUGAGUGCGGCUCACACCCCGGUCUUGAUCAAGCGGAUGUUAAGGUCUCAGGAGGUUAUGACAAUGGCUGAUCAUACCAGCAUUUCCGAAGAGCGCGUUAUCUUUUCGGAAAUCGAUAUAAGUCUGGACCAGAUUUUGGCAAAGAUCAAGGAGACAAUUCAAGGGUGGUGGAAGAGGCUGAGGCAGCUGAUGAAGAGGACCCCAACGGAAACGCCUGAAAUUACUGAAAGCGGCACAGGAAAUCCUGAAAUUGCUGAAAGCGGCACGAUAAAAUCUGAAAUUUUUGAACGAAAUCCUGAUUCCUUUGAAAGUGGCACGAUAAAACCUGAAGAAUCUGAAAGCUGGGCCCGUCUCGUGCAGUUAAUUCACACGGAACCAUCAAAGGAAACGGCAGAGAUCUUCAAGAUGUUAGAUCAUGAGAUUAGCGAUGUAUCUCUUGUAUAUAUGAUUUACAAGACAAUCGAGAGUGCCAAGAGCGACAAGACGAGUGAAGUGAUGGUGGACCUGCGAAACGCACAAUUCAAAAAGUGGUUGAAACAGGAAGCAACCCCAGAGGGAGUCAAGAGUAUGUUGCAAGCAGCAACUAAGUCCGACAGUCCGGCGCGCAAGAUAUUCGACCGAAUUGCAAAAGAUUACGACAAAUUGUAUGGUAAAGUCAAGGUAGGGGUGGAGGAUCCGAGCACCAGCGAUGAAACUAUGAAACUCAAUCUAUAA